This is a messenger RNA of Apodemus sylvaticus (European woodmouse), 2791 nucleotides long. Its product is annotated as multidrug and toxin extrusion protein 1. NCBI's taxonomy places the organism in Eukaryota, Metazoa, Chordata, Mammalia, Rodentia, Muridae. The coding region runs from base 159 to 1862 and encodes 567 amino acids. The record is from RefSeq and is a predicted model, not a curated record. Gene Ontology annotation, molecular function: xenobiotic transmembrane transporter activity; antiporter activity. Gene Ontology annotation, cellular component: membrane. The transcript has 17 exons. Gene Ontology annotation, biological process: xenobiotic detoxification by transmembrane export across the plasma membrane.
GUUACAGGGGCAAGGAGUGCGUGCGUCCAAGGUCGCAGAUACUCGGGCCCGCGCUGGGCGGGCUUAGGGGAGGCGACCGAGGGCGGAGACUGGAGUCUUCCAGGCCUGCAGGUCCCUGUUCCGUGCCCGUGUCCGCGCCCGGACAGCACGGAGGCCACAUGGAGCUCUCGGAGGAAUCCGCUCACGGGCCGGGAGGCGAGGACGCCGCGUCCGAGCGCAGUGGGCUGCGCCGCUUGCUGCUGUCCGGCUUCGAAAAGGAGCUGCUGGCGCUCUUGGCCCUGGCAGGUCCUGCGUUCAUGGCCCAGCUGAUGAUGUUCCUAAUCAGUUUCAUAAGCUCAGUGUUCUGUGGCCACUUGGGCAAGCUGGAGCUGGAUGCAGUCACACUGGCAAUUGCGGUUAUCAAUGUCACAGGCAUUUCAGUGGGACACGGCUUAUCUUCUGCUUGUGACACCCUCAUCUCCCAGACAUACGGGAGCCAGAACUUGAAGCAUGUAGGGGUAAUCCUGCAGAGGGGGACCCUCAUCCUGCUCCUCUGCUGCUUCCCCUGCUGGGCACUCUUCAUCAACACCGAGAAAAUUCUGCUGCUCUUCAGACAGGACCCAGAUGUAUCCAGGCUCACCCAGACUUACGUCAUGAUCUUCAUUCCAGCGCUUCCUGCAGCCUUUCUUUAUACGUUACAAGUUAAAUACUUGCUCAACCAGGGCAUCGUUCUGCCUCAGAUCAUGACGGGCAUCGCAGCUAACCUUGUCAACGCCCUGGCCAACUAUCUGUUUCUCUAUCAGCUGCAUCUUGGGGUGAUGGGUUCAGCGCUGGCCAACACCAUCUCCCAGUUUGCCCUGGCCAUCUUCCUAUUCCUCUACAUCCUCUGGAGAAGACUACAUCAAGCCACCUGGGGAGGGUGGUCCCGUGAGUGUCUGCAGGACUGGGCCUCCUUCCUGCGACUGGCUAUCCCCAGCAUGCUCAUGCUGUGUAUAGAGUGGUGGGCCUAUGAGGUCGGCAGCUUCCUGAGUGGUAUCCUUGGCAUGGUGGAGUUGGGAGCUCAGUCCAUCACCUAUGAACUGGCUAUCAUUGUGUACAUGAUUCCUUCAGGAUUUGGUGUGGCUGCCAAUGUCCGGGUGGGAAAUGCGUUGGGCGCAGGAAACAUUGACCAGGCCAAGAAGUCCUCAGCUGUUUCCUUGAUAGUCACAGAGCUCUUUGCUGUGACCUUCUGUGUCCUGAUGCUAGGCUGUAAGGAUCUCGUGGGCUACAUUUUCACUACCGACCGGGACAUCGUGGCCUUGGUGGCUCAAGUGGUCCCCAUUUAUGCUGUGUCCCACCUUUUUGAAGCUCUUGCUUGUACCUGCGGUGGUGUCCUGAGGGGCACUGGAAACCAGAAGGUCGGAGCCAUCGUUAAUGCCAUUGGGUAUUAUGUCAUCGGUCUCCCCAUUGGGAUCACGCUGAUGUUCGCCGCCAAGCUGGGAGUGAUUGGUCUGUGGUCAGGAAUCAUCAUCUGCACUGUCUGUCAGACUGCGUGCUUUCUGGCUUUUAUUGCCCGGCUCAACUGGAAACUCGCCUGUCAGCAGGCUGAAGUACAUGCCAAUUUGAAGAUAAAUGUGCCCCUGAAUUCUGUUGUCUCUCAGGAGACUGCUUACCCAGUGGGUCCUGAGAGCCAUGGAGAAAUUAUGAUGACGGAUCUUGAAAAAAAAGACGAGACUCAGUUGGACCAGCCGAUGAGCCAGCAACAAGUUUUGCCUGUCCAUCUGAAGGACAGCGACAAUCUGUCUGGGAAACAGCUGGUCCUGCGGCGAGGGCUCCUGUUCCUGGGGAUGGUCUUAGUCUUGGUAGGCGGGAUUUUAGUGAGAGUCUAUAUCAGAACUGGAUAAUGUGGGGGUGUCAUUGAUUCAGCAAUGCAGGUGCUCCUCAGUCUGUGAAGUUAAUGCCUAACAAAUCCAUCCCACACUGAAAACAUCAGGGCUGCGGAUAUUGCUGAGGCAGACAGCCCUAUUCUCAGCGUGUUCAGGGCCCUCUAACAUGGAAGUUCACGCUCUCUCUCUGCUUCUCUGUUUCUUUCUCUCUGUGUGUUAGAGAGAGAGAGAGAAGGAGAGACAUAGAUACACACACACACACACACACACACACACACACACACACACACGAGAUAUAUAGAGAGAAAGAGACAUAGAUGAAAGAGACAGAGACAGAGAGAGGUCAUGCUCUGUAAGCAGACAAUGCAUACAAUAUACUCAAUGUACCAAAUACUUGUCUUCAAAAUAUUCUACCAACUGGAAUGUCAAUUUUUCACCCCUGGGAUUGCAGGGCCACCUGGGGGCUGUAGCUCACUGCCACUGUCCCAUGUCUCCAAAGGAUAGUGUCAUACAUUGUGAACCCAGGAAAAGCACCCAGUUCAAAAACAGUCUGUACUGAAAGCAUGUCACUUUUGCACCAAUGUGAAAGUUGAGCCCUUGGAAAGUGAGUCACUAUGUCUGGGACCAUGUGCAGUUUUGAACAUACAGACAAUUCACAGAGCUGGCUAACAGAAUUCAACUGUGCCUGUAGGUAUUAUGAACUGAGUAUUCAAAAAUACUGUUUUUCUAAUAAAGAAUAAGGUAAACACAGUAUUGUGGUCUAAGGCAAUGUGGGGGAGAUGAUGAUGGAGUAUUAAUUCAUCUGCCACUGUCAAACAUGCUGCGUACUGUCUUGAUUCAGGGGUGGAAUUCCUUUCUUCUGCCUAUUGUUUCCUAAACUACAAGCCUAUAUCUGAACUGCUUCCACAUUCUUACUGUAUGACUUCUAUUAAAUACAUUUUAUGAUA